AUGUGCAGACUAGGUGCGCUAGGAUAUCUAGCCGAGCAUAUUGAGCCGCCAGACCCAGAUCUACUAGCAGCGGCACGCUACCUAUGCAUCUACUGGAUCGAUCACUUCUGUGACGGGAAUCCUAGCUCUUCUGCAGAGGAUAAAAUUAAUCUGCAGGCAAUAGAGAACUACCCUCUUCAGGCCGAAGACCCAAAAUGGAUUGCAAUACAGCCAGCUAUGGACGAUACAUGGAGCGCGUGCCUCUCGACGCUCGAGGGCCAUAGCAGGGCCGUCACCUCAGCCGCCUUCUCGCCCGACUCGACACGGCUGGCGUCUGGCUCAGACGUUGGCAAAGUCAAUCAAGGCAUAGGCAUAAGUUCGGAUCGUAUGUGGAUAACCUACAAUUCGGAGAACAUCUUAUGGCUACCAUCAGAAUAUCGGCAGUCAUGUGUUACAGUAUCUAAGAAUAUGAUUGGUAUUGGUACUAGCCAUGGAAGGGUUUGGAUAUGUAAUGUUGAGGGGCCGGGGAUCAGCACGAAUAUAGAGCUUGCAAAUUUGCCACAUCGAACCUUCGAGUACACCCAAGAUCAACUGACCAAGAUUAUUUGCCACUUGAGAUGGACGAUCGCCUUGGAUACAAGGGAGAGGCCUGAGCGGGCUGGAAAUACGAGACGCAUCUGA
Molecule: messenger RNA, 660 nt
Organism: Lindgomyces ingoldianus
Lineage: Eukaryota; Fungi; Ascomycota; Dothideomycetes; Pleosporales; Lindgomycetaceae
Exons: 5
Coding region: 1-660 (219 amino acids)
Molecular function (GO): protein binding
Source: RefSeq, a predicted model, not a curated record